GACGUUGGUUCGCUCCUUUUCCGCCCGGCGCCGGGUCCUGUGCACAUGGCCUGUUCGUGCCGCCAAGCCUGAAGCGUCUUUCUUUACGACCCCCAGAGCACCCAAGGGCCCCCCCCUAGAUCACGUCGUUUGGCAGCACGGAGACUCCGGAGAACAGCAACGUGCGGAGAGCAGAGAAUGCACCGGGCGGAUAACGCGCUGGACGGGCCUGAGCUCGACAUGGAGGACGAGGAGGCCACCGAGGAGGAGAUGUCAUUCAGUGACCCGGAGGACUUCGUGGACGACAUCCCGGAUGAGGAAUUACUUGAUGAUAUCGUGAAAGACUGUCCUCAAGAAGCAGACGGCAUUGACUCUGUGGUCGUAGUAGAUAAUGUACCCCAGGUUGGACCUGACCGCUUGGAGAAGCUGAAAAACGUCAUCAAUAAGAUCUUCUCAAAGUUUGGAAAAAUUACCAACGAGUAUUAUCCAGACACGGAUGGGACAACUAAAGGGUACAUUUUCCUUGAAUAUGCGUUACCAGCCCACGCUCAGGACGCUGUGAAGAAUGCAGAUGGCUACAAGUUGGACAAGCAGCACACGUUCCGAGUGAACCUCUUCACAGAUUUUGAUAAAUAUAUGGUAAUUUGUGAUGAGUGGGAAGUCCCUGAAAAGCAGCCAUUUAAAGACUUUGGUAACCUCCGAUCAUGGCUUGAAGAUGCAGAUUGCAGGGAUCAGUUCAGUGUUAUAUUUGAAUCGGGUGACAGAACGACAAUCUUCUGGAAUGAUGUCAAGGAGUCGGUUCCAGUGGAGGAAAGAGCUAGAUGGACCGAGACAUACGUGCGGUGGUCUCCAAGAGGCACUUACUUGGCCACUUUCCAUCAGAGAGGAAUUGCCCUUUGGGGCGGGGAGAAAUUCAAGCAGAUCCAAAGGUUCAGCCAUCAAGGAGUACAACUCAUUGACUUUUCUCCAUGUGAAAGGUAUCUUGUUACAUUUAGCCCUCUUAUGGAUACUCAGGACGACCCUCAGGCCAUUAUUAUUUGGGACACUUUGAGUGGAGUGAAGAGGAGAGGAUUCCACUGUGAGAGCUCUGCACACUGGCCAAUCUUUAAAUGGAGUCACGAUGGCAAGUUCUUCGCUAGAAUGACACCAGAUACGCUGAGUAUUUAUGAAACUCCUUCUAUGGGCUUGUUGGAUAAGAAGAGUCUGAAAAUUACUGGGAUAAAAGAUUUCUCAUGGUCCCCUGGUGGCAACAUCAUUGCAUUCUGGGUUCCAGAAGACAAAGAUAUCCCUGCCAGAGUGACUUUAAUGCAGCUGCCCUCCAGACAAGAGAUCAGAGUCCGAAACCUGUUCAAUGUGGUGGACUGCAAGUUGCACUGGCAGAAGAAUGGAGAUUAUCUGUGUGUGAAGGUGGAUAGGACUCCUAAAGGCACUCAGGGUAUGGUGACCAACUUUGAGAUCUUUAGAAUGAGAGAGAAGCAAGUUCCAGUAGAUGUGGUUGAAAUGAAAGAUGGUAUCAUUGCCUUUGCUUGGGAGCCCAAUGGAAGCAAGUUUGCUGUGCUUCAUGGCGAAGUCCCUCGAAUAUCAGUCUCAUUCUACCACGUCAAGAACAACGGGAAAAUUGAUUUGAUCAAGACGUAUGACAAGCAGCAAGCUAAUACCAUCUUCUGGAGUCCACAGGGUCAGUUCUUGGUCCUUGCAGGUUUACGAAGCAUGAAUGGAGCCCUUGCCUUUGUGGACACUUCAGAUUGCACCAUAAUGAACAUUGCAGAGCAUUACACAGCGUCCGAUGUGGAGUGGGAUCCAACAGGCCGUUACGUCGUCACUUCUGUGUCCUGGUGGAGCCACAAAGUGGAUAACGCUUACUGGCUGUGGACCUUCCAAGGACGACUUCUCCAGAAGAACAACAAAGACAGGUUCUGCCAGCUGUUGUGGCGGCCAAGACCACCAACUCUGCUAAGUCAAGAUGAGAUAAAGCUAAUCAAGAAAGAUCUGAAGAAGUACUCCAAGAUAUUUGAACAGAAAGAUCGUUUAAGUCAAACCAAGGCUUCAAAGGAACUGGUUGAUCGCAGAAGGACCAUGAUGGAAGAAUACAAGAAAUACAGAGAGGACUCACAUAAGAUGUAUUUGGAGCAGAAAGCUGCCCGCUUGGAGCUCAGAGGUGGAGUUGAUACAGAUGAGCUGGACAGCAACGUGGAAGACUGGGAAGAGGAGACCAUUGAAUUCUUUGUCACUGAAGAAAUUAUCCCACUGGAGGAGUAGUCCGCUAGCGUUUUACGUUGACCUAUCCAGCAUCAAUACUUGUCCUCUACCAAAAUCCGAAACUCCUUCCGUCUUAGUCCUUCUCCUGCGACCGUGAAUGGACAUUACAUCGUUCCUCUCUGAAGCUGUGCCUUUAAUCUUCAGUGGAGGAUCUUCGAAAGAGCGCUACUUUUUAAUCUAAUUUCUCAUAUCUCCACUUAUUCCAUCCUCAACAAAGAGAAGGGAACUCCCGCUCUGCUGCUUUCACAUCCAGAGCCUCUCUGCCUCACCAUGACUUUUCCUCCUGAGGCUCGAUGCACGUGGGUUCAGCUUGCGAAAAAGGGCCUUUUCUACUUCCAUUCAGAAUGGACAGCCAUCGGUUUCUACUGGCAGACGAUUAGUAAAAAUACUCUUGGUCUAGAUUUUAGUGUGCGAAAGCAGCACUUCAGUGGACUGUAUCCUCCUCCAUUCAGAUUGCAACUUUGUGGGAUUAAAGAUGGAAUUUAAAGUAAACC
Bufo bufo (common toad) is the source of this 2732-nucleotide messenger RNA. RefSeq names its product eukaryotic translation initiation factor 3 subunit B (gene EIF3B). Gene Ontology annotation, cellular component: eukaryotic translation initiation factor 3 complex. NCBI's taxonomy places the organism in Eukaryota, Metazoa, Chordata, Amphibia, Anura, Bufonidae. The coding region runs from base 178 to 2238 and encodes 686 amino acids. The transcript is spliced from 19 exons. Gene Ontology annotation, biological process: translational initiation. The record is from RefSeq and is a predicted model, not a curated record. Gene Ontology annotation, molecular function: translation initiation factor binding; translation initiation factor activity; RNA binding.